Molecule: messenger RNA, 1092 nt
Organism: Pocillopora verrucosa
Lineage: Eukaryota; Metazoa; Cnidaria; Anthozoa; Scleractinia; Pocilloporidae
Source: RefSeq, a predicted model, not a curated record
AUGUGUUUUUUGCCAAGCGGAAGAUCACAAGCCUCAGAAUGUGCUAAAAUUACCUCACAGACAGAACGCAGAGAAUUUCUGGGUACAAAAAGGCUCUGUUUCAGUUGCACUGGUCCGCACAAAUCAUCGGAAUGCAAAAGCACCGCGACCUGUCAACAUCGUAGUAAGCAACACCACACCUUGAUCUGUAGCUUACCAAAGGAAGUGAAAACCGAAGGUGUUCUGACAGUUCAUCAACCAGAAAACAAAGAAGUAGUUUAUCCCAUCAUUCUUGUAGAAAUCGACGGAAUAAAAACGCAUGCUUUACUCGACACCGGUGCCGGAAGCUCGUACGCCUCGAACAAGCUAAUCAAUCUUCUAAAAAAAAGGCCUAAAGAAACACUGACUAAACGAACUGACAUGAUGCUUGGAUCAUCCACCACCAAUGUACAGAUUUAUUCAGCUACUCUUGGAGCAGUUAAUGGAAGCUUCGACAUGAAUAUUGAACUGACGAAAGUUCAUAAGCCACAAUUGUUGACACUAGACAACCCUAAUUAUGCAACUCUGCUUAGUAAAUACAGCCAUCUCAAAGGAGUGAAGAUUGAAGACAACGAUACCAGACCUCAAAUUCCCAUACGUGUGGUCUUGGAAGCAAGCGAGUAUGCCACAAUUAAAACAAGCACUGCGCAAAGAGUAGGAAAACCAGGACAACCUGUAGCUGAGAAAACUCGCCUUGGAUGGACCUUAAUGUCAUUGAGAAGAGAGGACGUCAUAGUCGACUAUGAGUGGUUGUGUUCCCUGGAUGUUCUUGGCCUCGCUUACGGCCAUAAGAACGAUCAACUUGAAGUAUAUGAAGAAUUCAAAGAGGAACUUCAGCGAAGCCCAGCCGGUUGGUACGAAACAAAGUUGCCGUGGAAAGUAAAUCACCCUACCCUGCCGACCAACGAAGCUGGAAGUAAACGAAGAUUGGAACAACUAGUCCGGAAGUUAGAACGAAAUGGCCAAUACGAAGAGUACGAUAGUAUAAUCCAGGAACAACUACAAGAAGAAUUUGUCGAGCCAGCAUCUGAAGUUGCAACGGGUAGAGAGUUCUACAUCCCACAUAAGGGGUGA